This is a messenger RNA of Fonsecaea erecta, 681 nucleotides long. RefSeq lists its product as hypothetical. The record is from RefSeq and is a predicted model, not a curated record. Lineage: Eukaryota; Fungi; Ascomycota; Eurotiomycetes; Chaetothyriales; Herpotrichiellaceae. The coding region runs from base 1 to 681 and encodes 226 amino acids. The transcript has 4 exons.
AUGAGGCGGACGAUUCUUGAAAUCAUCCAACAGCUUCAGGCUUACGGGUCCUGCGAUGUUGCGGAUGGUCUGACAAAGAUCAAACACCACUGUGGCGGGUACCUCGAGGGACUUGUCAUGUACUCGCCCAAAUUCCAAGAUGGCGACACCAAGAUCGUCGGACAGGCGUUUACGGUCAAGUUUGUGCCAAAGUCGGACACAAAUGCGCCUUCACUGAAUGGACACUAUCUUGAUAUGGUCCCGGCCAACCACGUGCUGUUCAUAUCACAACCCACGCCACACCUCCAUGCGGUCUUUGGUGGGCUUAUGAGUCUUCGCGCUCAAAAGCUAGGCGCCGCCGGCGUCGUCGUGGAUGGGAAAAUACGAGACCUAGGAGAACACCGAGCUUUGGGCAUUCCAGUAUUUGCCCGAUCCGUCGGGACCACAGCACCUAACGAAGCGUACCGUGUGUCCGAGGUGAAUGUCCCAGUGCAGCUACAGACUGACCUCCAAAACGUGUUGAUUUCACCGGGCGACUUCAUCGUGGCCGACCUGAACGGUGUGGUUUGUCUGCCCAGGGAUCUGGCGGAUCAAGUUUUGGACGCGAUUCCUUCCAAGCUGGAGGCAGACGAGUUAUGUGCAGAAGGAAUUCGGAGCGGUCGAUCGGUACAGGAGGUCUUCAAGGAGUUCAGGGGCAAAUAA